AUGUCGCUUUUUUGUAGGCUGGGGCAAAGUGCUGGGGGUGCAGUAAAUAAAGGGGGUGAAGAGGAUGUGGGACUCGUGGUAAUUAAGAGGAGGGGAACGGCAAGUCAGUUCAUUUCUUCCUUCUCUCUCUAUUCUUCUCUGUCAAAUCUGAAGAUCUGCAGCGGAACGAAGAAAUCGAUGUGCUCCUCCACGGCCAGCGAGAGAACAGGCGGUGCUGCUGAUGGAAUAAGAGAUGGUUUGCACAGUUUGUCUGAGCCCUUGUUGACCGCGAGAGCAGGGGAAGCGGCAUCAGUAUGUAUGUCUGGAAGGAGUUCAAGAAGGGAGGGGGUUGUUACAUGCAAUGAAAGGGUUUGUUCCGACAACCUGACGGGAGAUAGGUUGACAUUCAAGGCAAACAAACAUACAUACACUGUGAAGUGUCACAAGGGGCGCAAGCAGAGUGCAUUGUAUGGGAGAGGGUGGAGAAAGUUUGUUGCACACAACAAGCUGGGGAAGGGUCAGAUGGUUUUGUUCUACUUGGACCAACAUUCACCAAGGGCGGUUGUUUGCGUGGUCUAG
Molecule: messenger RNA, 558 nt
Organism: Triticum turgidum subsp. durum (durum wheat)
Lineage: Eukaryota; Viridiplantae; Streptophyta; Magnoliopsida; Poales; Poaceae
Source: the annotation of a GenBank genome assembly